Paramecium pentaurelia is the source of this 4381-nucleotide messenger RNA. NCBI's taxonomy places the organism in Eukaryota, Ciliophora, Oligohymenophorea, Peniculida, Parameciidae. The record is from the annotation of a GenBank genome assembly.
AUGGAGGAGCUAAUUGAGAAUAACAAUUGGUAAAUAUAGGAUCUCUUUUAGGAGUAUAAUUCUAUUAAUCAGAGAUCUAAUGAAUAAUUAUCAAAUUUACUUUAAAGAGUGUAUUCAUCACUCAAUGAAGAAUAAGAACUAGAUUUCAACUUUAAUAAUUUUACAAGCUCUCCAGAAUUACUGUAUGAGGAUUUAAUAUUUUUGUGCUUAAAAGUAAAAGGAUAUUUUUCAUAUUAUCCAAGACCAGCAUAAUUAUUGGCAGUAAUAGAAUUAUAUAAUCAUAAUUUUAAUUAAGGACGUUUGGCUUAAAUUUAUACUGGGGAAGGGAAAACUCUAAUCAUAGCAAUGCUUGCAAUUUUAUUGAAUUAAAAGAAAUAGUCUAAUGUUGAUGUAGUAACUAGCUCCCCUGUUUUGGCAACUAGAGAUGCCGAAUAAUUGAAAGAAUUUUAUAGCUCAUUUUCAGUCACAGUAUCUCACAAUAUUGGUGGAUCAAAAAGUAUAACUAAAGGAAUGCUACCAUGUUAUAAUUCAAAAGUAGUUUAUGGAGAUCCUCAUAGUUUUUAAGCUGAUAUUUUAAGACAUGAAUAUUAAGAAAGAGGUACUAUGGGUAAUAGAAAAUAAGAAUAUAUUAUUGUUGAUGAAGUUGAUUCUAUGCUUAUUGAUGGAAAUAGCAAUAAGACAUUAUUAAGUUCUCCUUUGCCAGGAAUGCUUGAUUUAACUAAGGUUCUCAGAUUAAUCUGGGAUGAAAUCUGUAAGGCAGAAUCAAACUUAUCAACAGAAAAGAAAGUUAUGAUUAUUGAUGAAGAAAAUUAUUAUAGUGUUGAUUUGAAAGAAUAUGUAGAAUCUACUUUGAAUCUCUAGUUAAAAGAUGUAUUAAACGAAUUUAUACCAAAAUACAGAUUAAAUUAUAUCGAGUUCAUGAAGAAAACAUGGAUUGAAAAUGCCAUUCAGGCAAAAUAUAAUCUCCAUGAAGAUUGUCAUUACAAAAUAGAAAAUAAUAAUGUUAGAAUAAUUGAUUUUUAGAACACAGGAGUUAUUCAUAAAAAUAAUAUGCAAUGGGAAAAAGGAUUACAUCAAUUUGUAUAAUUAAAGCAUAAUCUUCCUAUUAGCCCUAUAUCAAUUAACACAAACUAUCUAUCGAAUAUUACUUUCUUUAAAAGAUACAAGAAUAAAAUUUUAGGGUUGACAGGUACAUUAGGUUCAUAGGUUACAUAGAAUCUAUUGGCUAAGUAGUACAAUUUAGACUUUGUUUUCAUGCCUCCUUAUAAAAAGAGACAAUUAAAAGAAGAGCUAGGAUAUGCAGCCCUAAAGGAAAAGGAAUGGAAAGACACUAUUCUAUAGGCUGUUUAAUAAUAAAUGAACAACAAGAGAGCAGUUCUUAUUAUUAAUAGGACAAUUUAAGACGUCAAUAAAAUUUAAUUACAUUUGCAAAAUUAUAAUCUAAAAUCUGUAGUAUAUUAUGAUGACAGCCAAUAAAUAGAUCAUGAUAUAAAGCCUAAUUCUCUUAUAAUUGCAACUAAUUUGGCUGGAAGAGGAACAGAUCUUAUUACAAACGAAGAAUUAGAAGAUAAUGGAGGUUUACAUGUGAUUAUGUCAUUUUUACCUAGAAAUAUCAGAAUUUAACAAUAAGGUUUUGGUAGAACAGGAAGACAAGGUAAAAAAGGUACAGCUCAACUUAUAGUUAAUUAUGAGGAAAAUCUAUAUGUUGGUUAAUUAAAAUUAAACACUAUUGAAGAUGUUAAAGCUUAUUAUAUUAGAAAUGUUAAUACAACCUUUACAACUUUAGACCUCCUUGUAUAUUUAAGAAAUUUUAAUGAGAAAUUUUAUUCAGAUGAAAUAGAAUUGGAAAUGAAAAGAUUAGAAAAUGAGGAUAGAUGUUUUGAAAGGUUCUGCAGAAUUGCAAAAAGCAUGGUUUGUUUCAACGAGAAUCAUGCAGCUUUCAAAGCUUUGGAAGAAAAAUGGGGCCUUUAUUUGGAAGAACAUCAAGAGACUGGAUUAAAGGAAAAUGAAAUUGAAACAAUUUUGAACUAAAAUGAUUCUUAAAAUCCAAAGUAUUUGAUUUUGUAAGGAUUGGAAAGAGAUAAUUUAGAUAUGUUUAGGAGGGCUAUUCAAAUUUAAGAAAAUGAUCCUUCUGCAUAUUAUUAUUAAGGAUUCUAUGAAAUAAAACAGAAAAAUUUUCAACAAGGAAUAUAAUCAUUGUAGAAAGCAAAAGAAUUAUUUCAAAACAAAAUUGAUGAUGAAAAAGGAUUUUCAACUGCAUUUAAAUUAAAUAGAUCAUAAAUAGAAUAAUUUUCAAAAAAACUUGAAGAAAUUAGACAAUCAAAUAAUGAAGAAUAAACUUAAAUGUUGCCAUAACUAGAUCUUGAAAUGAAUUCUUUUUAAUAAUCUAAUGAGAUUAACUAAGAUAAUCAUAACAAUAUUUCAAAUAUACAAAAUAAUACUUCUAAUCAAGAAAUAUAAUAAGAUGUGAAUAAUCAAAAUAUACAAAAUUAAAAUUAAAAUAAUUAACAAAAAUUAGAUAAUAGUGAUUCAAAAGCCAAGAAUCAUAUUAAAGUUUACGAAUAACUUAUUUAAAAUAUUAAUGAAACUUUAAAUACUUUUAAUACAUUUAAUCCUGAAAAAGAAAAUAUUGAUGUAAAUUGGGCCCUUUUGCAUUUCAAUGAAAAAAAUGAAGACGGUGAUGAAAAAAUGUCAUCUAAAGAUAAACAAGAAGUGAUAAAUGACGGACCCUUACCUUUGUUAGGAAAAGUUAUAAAAACAAAAAAAGAAAGAAAGAAAAAAAAAUGGUGGCAAUAUCUAGCCAUGUUUGUAAUUGGAGCAGUUCAGUUUGUUGUAGGAUGUGCAAUAAGUGCAUUAACUUGUGGAGCUGCCUUACCUAUAGGAAAAACUUUUAUAAUUGGAGGAAUUUCCGAUAUGGUCUAUUCUGUAGCAGCAGCAUGGAAAGGAUUAAAUAUUGAUUGGGGAGCUUGGGGAUAAAACAAAAUGAUCAAUAUUGCAUCAGCAUUAGUCUUAGCAGGACCUUCUGGAAUUAAGGAAGCUCUGUAAAUCGGAGGCCAAGCAUUUUAAACAAUAAAAUAAAUUGGAAUUAAUGAAUUUUUGGAUUAAAUCCCAACUGUUACAGCAGAUGGAUUGAAAAAAGCAGGUUUUUGGUUAAGUGAUUUAGAUAAAGUAAACAUCUAAAAUUAAUAUCAAACUUUGCAUAUGAUAUAAGAAACUGCUUUAAGAACAUAGAAUUAUCAUCAAAUAUUAAAUUUAGCAACAGAAGUAAUAGGAGAUUAAGUUUAAAAUGGAACUAUUUCUGAAAGUACGGGACAAAAUCUAUAUGAUUUAAUUAAUUAAUGUUUUUAAUAAUCAAAAGGAACAGUUAAAGGCUUUCAAAAUAGUUUUUGUGAAUUAACAAAAAAAUAUAUAAAAUUAUAGAUAGCUAAAUGUAAAACUAAAAAAUAAGAAGAGAAUUUAAAAUAAGAAGUUGAAGAAAUUUGUUCUAUAUAGGGUAAUAGAAAAUAUAAUGGGAUAUAAAGCAAAAUUCAAGAAUAUUAAUUAUAUGAAAUAACACUAAAUAAUGAAAUUGAGUAAUUUUCAAAAAUUUGUUUAAAUAAUUUAUUCCAAAGACAUUGAACUUUAAAAAAAAAUACUAACUUUGGAUCUGUAUUUUGAAAAAUUAUGCAAUCCUUAGAAUGUGAAUCAAUAAAUAACCAGUAUCAACAUUUAAAAAUAUUUAAAUUCAAACUUCGAUAUAAAUGAUUAAGAUAUUUAAGAUGAAUGUAAUAAUGUAAAGAUAGCAGACGAAAUAUCAAUGAAUAGAUUGUAUUAGAAAGUAAUCAGACCAGAAAUCAUGGAUAUAUGCAAUAUAUUCAGUGAUAAAUGCUAAUUCAUAGAGCCAAUAGAAAUAAUUUUUGAGGAAUAGUAUUAAGCCCAUUCUAAUGCUCAUAUAGAGAGAUUUAAGUUACAAAACUAAUAAUUAUUCAACUUACAAUAAUAAAUGCAGAAUUAAGUGAGUACUUAGUAAAUUGAAUAAAUUGAAUAAUAAUUAAAAUAAAUAUUUGGUUAAGAACCCAAAUAAUUGGUGUAAAAUGUUAUCAACUAUAUGAAAAAUUAAUAAAUGAUUAAUGAUGAUGGAAUCACAGUUUCAAAUCAAUUUAUGAAUCAGUUUAAAAAUUUUUUGAACCAACAAAAUUAUUGUAGUCAGAAGAUCUAGAUUAUGGAAUCAGCUAUGUAAAGUACUCUUUAGGAACUAGAAAAUUUAAGAAAAACCAGAAAACCCUUUGCAAAAGCUUUAAUUGAGGCUGUAGAAAUAGAAAUUAUUGAUGAAAUAGAAAAAUACAUCUUUAAAUCAAGAAUAAAGAAAUAAGAUAAAAUUCUAACAAGUCAAUAUGAAUGA